Gavia stellata (red-throated loon) is the source of this 2049-nucleotide messenger RNA. It is a transcript of the gene WASHC1, whose product is annotated as WASH complex subunit 1. Lineage: Eukaryota; Metazoa; Chordata; Aves; Gaviiformes; Gaviidae. Gene Ontology annotation, biological process: retrograde transport, endosome to Golgi; exocytosis; Arp2/3 complex-mediated actin nucleation. Bases 34 to 1464 code for a protein of 476 amino acids. Gene Ontology annotation, molecular function: alpha-tubulin binding; gamma-tubulin binding; actin binding. Gene Ontology annotation, cellular component: early endosome; WASH complex; recycling endosome. The record is from RefSeq and is a predicted model, not a curated record. The transcript is spliced from 11 exons.
ACCAGAGUCUCUCUUGCUGUUUCCAAAAGCACAAUGGCUACAGUAGCCCAGAAGCACUUUUUGGAAGGGCAGACGUACUCAGUCCCCCUGAUCCAACCGGACUUGCGCAGGGAGGAGGCUGUUCAGCAGGUGGCAGAUGCACUUCAGUAUCUGCAAAAGGUGUCAGGCGAUAUCUUCAACAGGAUCUCUCAGCGGGUGGAGGCCAGCCGGGCACAGCUUCAGGCAAUCGGUGAGAGAGUCACACUCGCCCAAGCGAAGAUUGAGAAGAUAAAGGGCAGCAAGAAGGCUAUUAAGGUAUUUUCCAGUGCCAAGUAUCCAGCCCCUGAACGACUGCAGGAGUACAGUUCAAUUUUUGCUGGUGCAGAAGACCCAGCUAAACAGAAAUGGCCAAGAUACAAGAUUCAGAGCAAACACCGAGUGCUGGAUGAGAAAGCUCUGCAGGAGAAGCUCAAGUAUUUCCCUGUGUGCGUGAGCACCAAAAUUCACCAGGAGGAUGAUGCAGAAGAAGGCCUUGGCAGCCUCCCCAGGAACAUCAGCUCCCUCAGCUCCCUGCUGCUCUUCAACACCACCGAGAACCUGUACAAGAAGUAUGUUUUCCUGGAUCCUCUGGCUGGAGCAGUGACCAAGACUCAUGUGGCUCUGGAAACAGAGACAGAAGAGAAGCUCUUUGAUGCUCCUCUCUCCAUCACCAAAAGGGGACAGCUGGACCGACAGGUAGCUGAAAAUUACUUCUAUGUGCCAGAUCUGGGCCAAGUCCCUGAGAUUGAUGUGCCGUCCUACCUGCCAGACCUGCCUGGCAUCGCUGCGGACCUCAUGUACAGUGCUGAUCUGGGCCCUGGCAUCGCACCGUCUGCCCCUAGCAGUGCUAUUCCAGAGCUGCCCACUUUCAACACUGUGUCAGUGGAGCCUUUGCAACCAGACCCUCAAGAUGCUGAGCUAUUGCCACCACCUCCACCACCACCUCCCCCACCACCUCCUGUUAUGCCAACUACUGUGCCUCCGGCACCACCCCUGCCCCAGCCCACAGCCCUCUCUGAGCCAGCCCGGACAGCGAGCGAGGAGACCAGCAAUGCAGUGCCUGCAGCUUCAGUCCAGGGAGCCCCAAAGGAGGUGGUGAACCCCUCUACUGGGCGUGCCAGUCUCCUGGAGUCCAUCCGCCAGGCUGGUGGCAUUGGGAAGGCCAACCUCCGCAGUGUCAAGGAGAGGAAGCUGGAGAAGAAGAAGCAGAAGGAACAAGAACAAGUGAGAGCUACAGGACAAGGUGGCGAUUUGAUGUCAGACCUCUUCAACAAACUGGUGCUGAGGCGCAAAGGUAUUUCAGGGAAGGGGCCGGGAGCCUCUGGAAAUCCCGAUGCUCCUGGAAGUCCUGCUGGUGCCUUUGCUCGUAUGUCGGACUCAAUACCACCCCUCCCACCCCCACAGCAGCCUGUGGGUGAAGAGGAUGAGGAUGACUGGGAGUCAUAGAUGGGGUCAGCUGUGUGUCAGUGUGAAUCCCAGGACUCUUAAACUAAGCACCUUUGAGAGACACCAGUCUCUGGUAGUACCUCCUGGAGGGUGGGCACUGGCAUGUCAUUCCUUCUUGAAGAAGAGCAGGAGCAACAGGAGCUAACCACUGCUGAGGUUACAGUUACCAAUAUGAGAGUUUUUCCUUCUGCUGUCUGCUCUUCUCCACCCCAAAAAUUACAUUCCAUCUCAAAUGCUGCUGCUGCUGCUCAUGCUGGUGCAAUAAAUCCUGCCUUAGGUGGUAGGCAGUGGGGCAGCCUGUCCUCAGAACUAGUAUUGCUCCUGCUUUAAUGGGCCCUCAGUCUUUCCUAACAUGACUCGUGAUGACUACAAAAGCACCUCUUGCAGGCAAACAGCCCUUGCUGCUUGCUUGCUGAAGCUCCUGUUUGCUUAGUUGUUGCUAGAAGAGAGAAUGAGUGUGUGUGUCCCUGCAUGGAGGUUUAAUUGCUGUGCCUCUGCACACAAUAGUUUAUUUGUUUACCUGGCUUAUGGUAAUUCUUUGCCUGUUGCUGUCUGAAAAAUUUCAAUAAAGGUGAAGGAAGCAGG